UAGAGUGGGACGUCCGGUGCGCCUCGUCUUUGCAUGCGUCUUUGCGUAUUCCCCUCCGCUGGGUUUCGGCUCCCGUCCGCUCUGAGCGCCCCUGCGAGACGCGGCUCUCCUCCACUCGCAAGGGGUACAAGGAAGGAAGUAUGAAAAUACAUGAAAAAGUUGCACAAAUAAAUGGCUAUAAGAUUUGUUGAAGACUUCAAAGAAGCAGAUACAGUUUUCCAGAAUGGUGUUUUUCACAUGUAAUGCCUGCGGAGAAGCCCUGAAGAAGGGACAGGUGGAAAAGCAUGUGAAUAUGUGCCGAAACUGUCAGUGUCUGUCUUGCAUGGAUUGCGGGAAGGAUUUCUGGGAUGAUGAUUAUAAAUCCCAUGUGAAGUGCCUAAGUGAAGAUCAGAAGUAUGGAGGAAAGAAUUAUGAAGCCAAGAUGCCCAAAGGGGACGUCAAGCAGCAGGAGUGGACUCAGAAGAUUCAUGAAAUAAUAAAGGAAACUAACAUUAAUGUCAAAGUUCGGGAUAUUUUACAACAGAUGUAUGCAUAUGACAAUAUUCCACGAAAGAAACGUAAAUUUCAGAACUGGAUGGCCAACAGUUUGAAAAUCCACAAUACUACUCUACAGGAUCAAGUAUGGGAUAUUUUUUCAGAAGCAACAAGAAAGGAAAUACUUGAAACCGAAUCUGUAAAAACGUAAUAUGCCGUGGCAUCGGAAAACGAUAUCACAAAGACUGAUGAGAAACCAAGAGAAAAAAGUAAAAAGGAAUUAAAGGAGAAGAAAAGUAUCAGAAAGUUAAAAGCUCAGCAAGAAAACCUGGAAUGUUUAAAAAGUGAAAAAUCUCAGCGAGACGUUCUUGAGGAAGGCGGCAUAAAAAUGGCCCAGAGCUUGAAGAAGAAGAAGACGAGCAAGAAACCCGCCGGCUUGGUCAAAGUGCCAGAAGCAGAAGCGGCUGAGGCUGAGGCUCUCUGUGGGAAGAAACGCAAGAACAGCUGCACCAAAGAUGAGUCUCCCAUUCCCACCAAAAUAACGAACUGCUUUGAAGCGGAAGAUAAACAUCAAGGUAAAUUCAACUGGAAAGGAACAAUAAGAGCUGUUUUGAAGCAGGCACCCGACAAUGAAUUGUCCAUUAAGAAACUAAGGAAAAAGGUGUGUUGUAUCACUUUACGAAACAAUGUAAAAUUGAAGAGGGAGCAUUUUUGAAUUAAAAGAAAAGUGCUUUAAAGUACAAUGGACUGCUAAAUUGGUGUACUUCUAGCAUGCUAUGAGUUUGGGUUGCAUUUCUACAGUUUUAUUGGUUGACAUAUUUUUUUUGAAAAAAACACGUGUGGUAAAUACACUGUUUGCAAUCAUUCAUGAAACUGAAAAUCAAGGUCCAAUAGCUGGUAAGCCGCAUUUUAGCAAUGUGGUUUUGCAGUAUUUAUGCUCUGUACUUAAACUUUAUUAUUUAAAAAUGGCUUGGACUUUUCAUUUUUGAAAAUUUAAUUACCAGUAGAUCUGAAAGCACAAUUCUUGUACACAGAUAGCACUUCCGUCAUUCAUGGAAAACAAUUACUGAUACUGUCUCCACAAGGCAAGUUUACAGCCAUUGUCUAAUAUAUGAGCACAAACCCCAGUGUUAUCCCAGUCUAAAUAAAAUGUAGACCUAUGGUUAAUUCUUUAAAAUUUAAAUCCAGUGGAGCUCAGUGGCUCUUGCUUGCAAUUCAAUCUCCUUAGGACAAUAAUUUUUUAAUUGGCAUUGUGCAUUUCCUUUAAAACAGUCCCUUCCUGUCACUAAAUAUCAACUUUUCUUAAUCUGGACACUUUGCAAAAUUAUGAACUUUAAAACAUGUUUAUCCAGCUGAACCAUUACAAAGAUUUCUGGUACUUCAUAUUGGGGGGCGGGGGGGGGAGUU
Thamnophis elegans (Western terrestrial garter snake) is the source of this 1881-nucleotide messenger RNA. It is a transcript of the gene LYAR, whose product is annotated as Ly1 antibody reactive. Gene Ontology annotation, cellular component: nucleolus. The record is from RefSeq and is a predicted model, not a curated record. NCBI's taxonomy places the organism in Eukaryota, Metazoa, Chordata, Lepidosauria, Squamata, Natricidae. Gene Ontology annotation, biological process: rRNA processing; negative regulation of transcription by RNA polymerase II. Gene Ontology annotation, molecular function: DNA binding.